Salvia hispanica is the source of this 1317-nucleotide messenger RNA. The record is from RefSeq and is a predicted model, not a curated record. NCBI's taxonomy places the organism in Eukaryota, Viridiplantae, Streptophyta, Magnoliopsida, Lamiales, Lamiaceae.
AUGACGAGAUCCAUGGCGAGGCUGCUACAUGAGGGACUCUCUACUUUCAUUCAAAAGGCCAAGUGGGAGGAGUUUAUGAAGACCGAGGAGCACGAGAUGAGGAACGUGCUGAAAGACGAAGGCUGGGAGUAUCCACUCGACCGGGUGGAUUCUGACGCUCUACAACACCCGGCCGGGUACCAUUCGCUGGAAGCGCCAAAGCAAUGCUGCUCCACCCGGCCGGGUACCAAAACAACCACCCGGGUGGCCUGUUUAGAAGCAUGUGGGAGUCAGGAGUUGGAGGAGAUACUAUCUUUGAGUUACAUGCACUUGUCUCAUCAUUUGAGGUCUUGUUUUCUCUUCAUGGCAAUGUUUCCUGAAGAUGAAAAUAUCCGUGCUUCAAGGCUUAUUAGAUUAUGGGUAGCUGAGGGUUUCUUGAAGCAUCAUAGUGGAUAUAGUGAAAGCAUAGAAGAAGAGGCAGAGGAGUAUUUGGAGGAUCUAGUCAAGAGAAAUCUUGUAAUUGUAAAUAGUAAGAAGAGUGAUGGAAAAAUCAAGUGUUGCGGCCUCCAUGAUAUGGUUCGAGACUUGUGCAUAAGGAAAGCGCAUGAUGAGAAGUUUCUUCAUGUUAUCCAUGGUCAUGUCAUUCCACAAAGCAUGAUAAAUGAGCGACGCAUCAGUUUGAGGCUUUCUAGUAUAGCUGACAUCUGGUGCCCAACCGCCCAUUCCAUACUAUGCUUCGAACUCCAGAGUUUCCCAAGCUCACCAACCUUUCUAAGACGUUUCAGAUUGCUUAGGAUAUUGGACGCAGUGAGCCAAAGAUCAAAAGAACUCCCUUCCCAAGGUGGUAAAUUUCCUUUUGAAGAUAUGAGCAUUAUUGGUUCAUUGCCUAAUCUGCAAGUGUUUAAGCUAAGAGAUCAACCAUUUAGUAAAACGUGGGAAACAACUGAUGGAGAGUUUCCUCAGCUGAGAUAUUUGCUAAUUGAGAAAUCAGGUCUCCAGACCUGGAUAACUGAGAGCAGUCACUUUCCGAGACUGAAGCACUUAGUGCUUCGUUUUUGUGAGAGUUUAAGGGAGAUUCCACAAGGUAUAGGAGAAAUACCGACACUAGAAUUGAUUGAAGUGGAUUCUAGUAACAAGUCUAUUGUGGAGUCAGCGAAGCAGAUAGCUGAGGAUCAACAGAGCUAUGGAAAUUAUGAUCUUCAUGUUCGUGCCUCCUAUUUCAGUCUUAAUGAGACACUUCUAUCUGCACACUGCAACUGUUUGUUUUUCAUGUUUCCGUUUGUUGUAGUAGCAUACGGCAUGUUUUCUGCAGAGGUGGAUCAAGCCCUUGAUGGUUAG